This is a messenger RNA of Coturnix japonica (Japanese quail), 6080 nucleotides long. It is a transcript of the gene WTIP, whose product is annotated as WT1 interacting protein. The record is from RefSeq and is a predicted model, not a curated record. Gene Ontology annotation, cellular component: adherens junction; transcription regulator complex; P-body. Gene Ontology annotation, molecular function: transcription corepressor activity. Gene Ontology annotation, biological process: negative regulation of hippo signaling; regulation of DNA-templated transcription; cytoskeleton organization. NCBI's taxonomy places the organism in Eukaryota, Metazoa, Chordata, Aves, Galliformes, Phasianidae.
CUCCGGGCCGCCGGGCACCGGACGAGCAUGGAGAAGUACGAGGAGAACAUGGCACUGAAGGCCACUAAGUUCAUGGAGGACCUGUCCCUCUACGAGCCGUGUCCGGACGCUUCGUACGGCCGGGGAGGCCGCCGGGACCUAUCGCUGCACCCCGACCUGGAGGAGACGCAGCGGGUCAUCGCCGCCCACAUGACGGCGGAGCAGCGGGGCCGGAAGAUGAACGGUACCGCCGCGCCGCCGCCGCCCGCCGAAGCGUUCCCCGCCGCCACCCCCUGCGGCAAAGCCGCCCCGCUCCGCGCCGCCAACGGGCGCCCCUCAGCCGAGCCGCCGUGCUGCGAGGAGGGGCUGUGCACCCGCUCCGAGGUGGCGCUGCCCUGCUACAGCGGCUUCCCCGACAAGGGCAAGCGCUACUCGGCCGAGGGCUACCGCUACGCCGCGGGCAGCGCCUACGAGAGCGGCUACGUGGCCAAGGGCGGCGGGCGGGCUCCCGGCGGCUCGGACGCCAAGUUCGGCAGCGCCAGCCCCCGGGCCAGCCUGGCCGCCCCCCCGGGCCCGGGACCCGGCGUGGAGCACGGCAAGUUCUCCAGUCCGCGCUCCAGUCUGGGCGGUGCGGCCGCGCUGCCCUACGAGAAGUUCUCCAGCCCCCGCUCCAGCCUGGUGGUGCCCGGCCAGGAGAAGUACGGCAGCCCCCGCGGCAGCCUGGUGCAGUACGACGGGGCCGCGCUCAGCCCUCGCUCCAGCUAUGCCAGCACGGCCAGCGACACCAGCAAACACUCCAGCCCCCGCGCCAGCCUCACCAGCUACGACGGCGGCAGCAAACCCAGCAGCAACCGCACCAGCGGCAUCAGCAUGGGCUACGACCAGCGGCACGCCAGCCCCCGCUCCAGCACGGCCAGCCAGUACUCGUGCACCACCAGCCCGCGCUCCAGCUACUCGGACUCCAGGUACGGGCCGCCGGGUGGCGCCGAGCUGGACGGGGCGGCGUCCGCCGGGCUCGUCGUGGCCAGUCCCCGCUCCAGCCUCUGCAGCCCCGAGGGUCGCGGCGCGCCGGGCGCCGCCGUGGUCAGUCCCCGCUCCAGCAUCUCCAGCCAGAGCUCGCGGAGCUCCCGCGGCUCCAUGAGCGCCUACCCCGAGCUGCAGCUGCCGUCGCCCCGCUCGUCGCUGCUGGGGCCCGGCCCGCACGAGGACUGCGCCGCUCCCGAGCUCGGGGACGUGUACCGCAAGGUCCGCGCUCAGUCUCCGCCGCGGCACGACCCGCAGCACCCGGCGGCCGCCGGGCCCGACGCCGCGCCCCCCUACGCCUACAGCCCCAGCAAGGGAUCCGCUGCGGCGAACAAGUUCAAGCUGCCGUACCAGGUGACGCCGUGCCGGGACAGCGGCCCCAGCCAGGCCGAGAGGCGGCUGGAGGCGUUGACGCUGGAGCUGGAGAAGGAGCUGGAGAUGCACAUGAAGAAGGAAUACUUCGGUAUUUGUAUAAAAUGUGGAAAAGGUGUGUAUGGAGCGAGCCAGGCUUGCCAAGCAAUGGGUAACCUCUAUCAUACCAACUGCUUCACGUGUUGCUCUUGUGGGAGAAGACUAAGAGGAAAAGCGUUCUACAAUGUCAAUGGCAAGGUGUACUGUGAAGAAGACUUCCUAUACUCAGGUUUCCAGCAAACAGCAGACAAGUGCUUUGUUUGUGGACACCUCAUAAUGGAAAUGAUCUUACAGGCCCUUGGAAAGUCAUACCACCCUGGCUGCUUCCGCUGCGUGGUAUGUAACGAGUGUUUGGAUGGAGUCCCCUUCACUGUAGAUGUGGAGAACAAUAUUUACUGUGUCAAAGACUACCAUACGGUUUUUGCACCAAAAUGCGCUUCCUGUAACCAGCCGAUUCUACCAGCACAGGGAUCUGAAGAAACCAUCCGAGUAGUGUCAAUGGACAAAGACUACCACGUGGAGUGCUAUCACUGUGAGGAUUGUGGCUUGCAGCUCAAUGAUGAGGAAGGCCAUCGUUGUUACCCAUUAGAGGGCCACUUGCUCUGUCACGGCUGUCACAUCAGGCGCCUUAAUAUUAAAUUGCCAUCGCAUCCACCGCCGAGCUAUCCAAUGCACGUCACAGAACUCUGAAAGACAUUUCCAUUGCCACAAAUUAAAAGUGACUUUCCUGUUCCUUUAAAGAUGAUAUUCCAGUAAUAACCAUCUAAACCAGCUAUUUAUUUUUUAAAUCAGAGGUAAGGGGUUCUUUCUAAUCUUGUAUAUAUGUGUUCUUUUAUUUAGACAUUUUCACUGAGACACCGUCUACUUGAACAAAUAGUGCGCCAUUAAGUCAUAACUGCAAGUGCAAGCAUCUUUAAAAACAGUGGUACAAAGGGCUGUUCUGCACUCCUGGCUUAUCGGAUUCGGUGGAGGUUUUGCCCAAGCAAGGAGUGCAGAAUAAAUUUCCAAAAUGUAGCACCUUUAUCAUGUUGCAGCAGGAAUGGUGAGAUCAAUGCCAGCAGUUCUGCUGGUAUCCCUGAAAUCUGGUCUUAGAGAAUACAAGUAUCACAUUUUAAAAAAAAAUUACAUUCCCAGAAUUAGCGAAUGGGAAGCAAAUGAGUGUUUUUAGCAGUGACAGUUUUCAGCAUGGGUUAGAAAGUGGCAUUCUGUGAAGAUGCAUCAGGACAACCUACAUGGUUCCAGAGUGAUCAAAAACUAACUUGGUCAAGGGUCUCAUAACAAACCACGUAACAGAAGAGUAUAUCCCAAAGAGCAGUACAUGCAGGGUUGUAACAAUUGAAGGAAGGUACUGAGCUCAGAAAUUGCUUGUUGUGUAGCAGUGUAGCUUCAAAAUGCAUUCCUAUGAAAUUGAUGAUUUGGCACUUCGUUAUCAAUUCAUCUUCAAAUCUGUUUUGUUUUUUUAAUAGAGUUAGCAGCCCCUUUCUAUGCAAAGUCAAACUUGUCUUUAUGCUGCUUGUUUUACCAUUUGUUCAUUUGUUACCAGCUGCUUUAAGAUUAUAUGUUGAGAUGUUAAAAAGGAGGGGCUGUGCUUUCUGUAUAAUUUUUCUUUUCAGCUUUGUGUUCUUUUCUAGAUGUACAUUUCAACAGAUGAUGGUGGUUAUCUUCAUUGGAAAAACAAAAUACAGUUUAGCAGAAAUAAUAAUUUAGAGUCAGACAAUUGAAACACCGAUAUUUUAUAACAAGUAUUAGAUGUACAUAGAAUGUACACACUUCCAUGUUUUGCAUAAGCUGUUACAGUAACCUCAGAGCUCUGGGGAAAUAUAUGUCUUCCAUAUAGGAAGUUGGAUGAAUCUUUUUUUAUGGUUUUUCUACCAUGUGUUGAUGAUUUACAUGCAAAUCACACAUCUGUAUGUUUAAAAAAUUCCUUGCAUUCUCAUGAGAAUUUAUACAGCCUUCCUGAAUUUGUAUUUUAAAUAAAUCCAUCGUUGCUGUCUUUGUAUCCAAAAUUACAAUAAAAUAAAACUCUUCUGCUCCAGAGGAAGUGGAAAUACCAGACCAGAUUCUCGGCAUGUGUAAACUGGGACACUUCAGUGCGAGUUCUCAGCAUGUCCAGAAUCUGAGUGGUCCAUGCAGAAAUGAUCACGUUAAAUUCGGCAUGCAGACUGAUGAAAUGACUUAUUUGGUAACACCAUUGCAGUUCAGUUUCUUAUGCUCCAUUGAUUUUUUGAAAGCCAUUCGUAGUGCUCUUGAAAAAAGUACAAAGGGCAUCCAAUGGACACUAAUUCCUAAGUGGAAUAAUUAACUCUCUUAACAGAAUUUUUUGACAGUCUGGAAUUUCCUUGGGGAAGUGGGGCAGAGCAAAGGAGGCAGGAAAAAUUCUUGUGAAGUAUUUGUUUUUUUCUGUUAGUAAGGAACAAAAGCUUUGUUUUCUGAACUUCUGCCAAACUUCCUCUGGCCUAGAUGAACCUGUUCUACCCAAUGCUCUUUAGCAAGUCAGAUACUCCUUUAAAAAGUAAUUUACUAAUUAAUAUACAAGUUAGUGUGAGUGCCAUGUAUUGCAGGAAUUACUGUAUAACUCAUGCCCUGUUUCGGCAGUGUGAGCUAGGAAGCCCCCUUUGCAGAAGAGUAGAUAUUGGCUGCAUGCACACGGGCCUUUACAAGCAUUACCUCUGUGCCCACAGUCACCAAACAAGCCUCAGAGAGAAGCAGAAAUACCAGUGCCUCUUGCCCAAACAGCAAAUUCUACUAGAAAAAGAAAAAAACUGUCUUCAGUUGGGUUAAAUAACCAGGCGAAUUCCAUUAGGGUUACUAGGAACAAUAGGAAAUGGAAGGUAGAGCUUCAGGAUAAACUUUUAGCCUGAGCUGCAAUGUAAUACUUUUCCAUUUAAGGAAGCUGCUUUGGCCCACAUCUAUCUUUGAGGUAUUCCUAAUUGCUUGUCUUGACAAUUACAUAUUAAAGAAUUCAAAUUAAGGAAACAAUCAUUAAAAUACACAGAGGAUAUUUGGGUCUGUUCCUCCGAGCAAGUCAUCCCAUAGCAGUACAUGCUGUACACUGAUGCAAAACCUUACAAACCACUGCGGCCAGAGGUGGAGGUGACUCUGGCAUUUAGCCCGGCCUUCAGCCAGUACCUUCCUCAGCACUUCCACCUCCAGCCAGCAGCAGGGUUAAGUUUCCUGCUCAACGUUACUUUCCAAAGGUCAGAAGAUUAUCCAACAUGAACCUGUGAUACCUUUUUCUUCUUGUUGUUUUUUGAAAAUGAUCAUGCUAUAGAACAGAAUAAUAUUUAAUUUCACGUGUUAAUUUGUCUUGCUUGUAGUUCUGCUCAGUUCCAACAUGUUAAGCAUUCUCACAGUGCUAUACUGAAAGUACAGUUUCAGUACAGAAUAAGAAAUUUGUUUAAGACCAGAAAGCAGCAGUUGUUCCAGCAUUUCCUACAGACAGGUGUGUUUUGGGUUUGGAUAAUGAAGUUUGCUUUUCCAGCAUUUAAUUUAAAAACUGGCGGUUGAGUGAAAUUUGCCAGUUUUCAAUCAAAGAACAGAAGAAAAAAAUAGAAGCUAAUCUGAAGUAACGAUGUCUGCACGCUGUAGUGCUAGCGACAGCUUCUGCACAUUUCACCUCCUGUCUGGGGAAUUAUGUAAGUGAGAAAACUUCAUUUAAUUAUUUUCUUAAGGAGUAUAUGCUUAAAUUAAAGCAGUUCAACACAGAUGUAAACUUUCCGGAGCUCAUUUUAUGACGUGGUUGUUCAUAAGAGGCCUUUUUACAUUCUGUGUUGUCAGAAUAUUUCCAUGAAGUUAAAACAAUACCAACUUGUUCUCAUUUGCAUCAGGAAUGCACCUUACUGCUUUGGUAAGGAGGCCUUACCAGGUCCCUGCAGCACAGAGCUGUUCUAGGAGAUUCAGUGUCCCUCAUGCGCUGGAGGAAACGUUCCAAAGAAAGGACCAAAAUAGUAACUGAAAAAGAAAACAAAAGAAUGCACUCAGAUAAUUGAGCUUUCAGAAGGAGUUUGUUUGGGUUUCUUUCUGUUUCUUUUCACUUGUGUGCACAUGUGUGUGUAUGUAUAUUUUGUAAGGUGGAGCUUCAAAAGGAAAACAUGGUUAGAGGAGCUCUUUAAGAUGAGAAAUUCCAGAGUAGUUAAGUAAACCAAAGCUCUAAAGGAGACAAAAGCUGCUUUCUUGUGUUUCAAGGAAAGUUUAAAAGUUUGUCAUUCAUCCUGUAACUAAUGCCGUAACUAGAGUGUAUAAUUUGACUUAAAUUAAGUUUUCAUUUGAGAAAUAUUUUCAUUUUCUUUAAAAGAAUAUAGUUUUCUUCCAAGAACUUGGACCAACAUUGAUUUUUAUUUUGUAGGAAAUAUAUAAAUUCCCUGUUUGUAUAUCAUGUAACUAGUUUACAUGCUGAAAAUAUACAUUAGUUUAACUAUUUUUGUAUAUAUCCUUGUAAAACUUUCAAAUGUGCUUCUGUCUUUUAGUCUUUAGAGUUACUUGUGGUUUUGUGUUUCAGUGUUUGAUUCCCUUGAUUGUUAAAGAAAAAUAAUUGGGAAAUGUAGAUUUAUUUAUCUAAAGAAGAAGCUACUUGCUAUCUCCCUAAGUUAUUUAAUAUUAAAGUCAGACGUUUCAUUUAACCUUAGAUGCUAUAAUCUGCUUUUUUCAAUAAAGAUGUUUUCUAGUUA